Eruca vesicaria subsp. sativa (arugula) is the source of this 324-nucleotide messenger RNA. Lineage: Eukaryota; Viridiplantae; Streptophyta; Magnoliopsida; Brassicales; Brassicaceae. The record is from the annotation of a GenBank genome assembly.
AUGUCCAUGUGUAUAAAAGUUGGUGGUCCAGCUGGGUACGAGCCAGCAGGCCAUGGUGAAUCUGAGUGGCGUUGGGCCGUGAUCCGUCCACUGCAGAGAGAGGGAGGUGAUCGCUGCUCUGUGAAACCAGCCUCACGCAUUGCCCUCCCCUUUAGGAACCGUCAGAGCCAAGCCUUCGCUCAACACACACGGCUCACUCUCAGCUUGGACUGGGCAGCCCAGAACAGUGCCACAACAGAUCCGACCUGUGGGCCGAGCCAGAGUUCCACCAACUUAUCAUCCCCACUUGGGUUACAAGCUCUCGUUACUGAGCUCGACGUGUAG